This is a messenger RNA of Brassica napus (rape), 523 nucleotides long. RefSeq lists its product as uncharacterized. The record is from RefSeq and is a predicted model, not a curated record. Lineage: Eukaryota; Viridiplantae; Streptophyta; Magnoliopsida; Brassicales; Brassicaceae. The coding region runs from base 156 to 347 and encodes 63 amino acids. The transcript is spliced from 2 exons.
UCCACGAGUAGACGAUCGGAUCGAUGGUCGCAACACAGUAGUUAGUUGUAUCUUUCCGCACUAGAUCACUACCCCCGUAAUAACAUCCAGGCCUUCUUCUUCUUCCCGAUCCGCGACUCAUCUUCUCGAAAAAGCAGCGGAAGUAGCUUACGGCGAUGGUGAAGGUGUUGACCUACUUUGGGAUGACGUUGGCUGCUUUCGCCUUCUGGCAGUCCAUGGACAAAGUCCACGUCUGGAUCGCUCUUCACCAAGACGAGAAGCAAGAAAGGAUGGAGAAGGAGGCUGAGGUCAAGCGGGUUAGAGCUGAGCUGCUGCGGAAGGCUAGAGAGGAGGAUCCUCUUGCCUGAUCAUCAUCUUCAGUUGUAAUUUGGAUUUCUAACCAAAUUUGAGUUUUUUUUUUUUCCCAUUGUUAUGGACCCAAAAUGGAGUUUGCAUAAAACGACAAUAUCAAAAUCCUCUUUGGAUAUGGAUAUGCUAUUGAAUGUGGGAAUGAUGAUCAUGAAUAAAUAGCUUCCUCUUUGUU